Molecule: messenger RNA, 2187 nt
Organism: Penicillium subrubescens
Lineage: Eukaryota; Fungi; Ascomycota; Eurotiomycetes; Eurotiales; Aspergillaceae
Product: DNA-directed DNA polymerase alpha subunit POL12
Exons: 3
Coding region: 68-2032 (654 amino acids)
Biological process (GO): DNA replication initiation; DNA replication
Cellular component (GO): alpha DNA polymerase:primase complex
Molecular function (GO): DNA binding
Source: RefSeq, a predicted model, not a curated record
CCGACAACGACAUAAGUGCCAACUCGACACUCUGCCCUCGACAGGACCCGGUCCAAACGGCCCCAACAUGACAGACACGAUGGCUGAGCUUAAUGAGCUCUUCGUGGCCACCUUCCCUAAUGGCGUGCCCAAAGAUAUCCUGACUGAGCUUCAGUCCAUCCUGCGGAUCCAUUUGAUCACACCGGAGGAGCUUUUUUACAAAUGGGAGUCCUACAGCAUGAAGAUGGGUGAAGAGGUGAAAUUGAGCAUGGAGACCGUCCGAGGCUUCAAGCAGGACGUCCAAGAAGCUCUCGAGCGUGAAAGUCGAGGCAAGAUUGGCCGACAGACAGAGAAGAGGACGACUCUCACGGCAACCCCGCGCGCGGCAGCGGGCACUGAUGUAUUUGGAAUGUUAGACGAGUUGACGCCCAAUACCGCGAAUGCGCGGACGAUGAAUGGAAGUGGUUCAGUGAAACGCAAAGCCGAGUUCACAUCUCCUGCCACGCCAAAGGUCGGAAGACUCGAGAAAACUGGAACACCAGCCGGUGCAAAGACACCUAGUUCUACGGCAAAUGGCCCCGCAGUAUCGUUCGCCGAGCGCCCAAAUCCUGGCCAGACGCUGGAAACCCUCAAUGCACACCUCUCACUGCCAGAGACCCCAAUGGCACCCUUCUCGGAAGCGCGUAUUCGCCCCACGGCAAACACCGACCUAAAGAAAUUCGGAUACAAGCCAAUGGGGAUGCGAUUGUCUGAAGCCUCGGAAAUCCUCGACGAUCGAAUUGACGAGUUUGCCGCUAUUUUCCAGAAACACUACAAUUCCGACGACCUUACCUUCGGCAGCGCCGCGACUCAAAGUACUAGUGAGAUUAUCGCUGUUGGCCGGAUUGCUUCGGACUCUCUCGAAGGGAAGCUCAAUCCGGCCUCUUUGGUGCUUGAGACAUCCCGACGCACUGGUGCUGGAAGACGUGUUCCUCUGAAGGUGGACUCUGUCCCUUCGUUGAGCUUUUUCCCUGGUCAGAUCGUUGCCCUUCGAGGAAUCAAUCCCUCGGGCGACUAUUUUACAGUCAAGGAAAUACUUCCUAUCCCUCUCCUGCCUCCUGCUGCAUCCUCGGCAGUGACUCUGGAUAAUAUUAAUGAACGUUUGGAGAGUGGUGGUAGCUCGCCGUUGAAUGUCAUGGUAGCGGCAGGUCCGUACACAGCCGAUGACAAUUUGGACUUCGAGCCCCUUCAGGAACUGUGCCAGAAGGCUGCAGACAGCUAUGCGGACGCUGUUGUCUUGUUGGGUCCCUUUUUGGACAUCGAGCACCCUUUGCUCGCUUCGGGCGACUUUGAUCUGCCAGAUAUCAAGGGACUUGACCCAGACACAGCAACGAUGACCACUGUCUUCCGUCACUGUAUCUCGGCCCCUCUAGCACGUCUUGCACAGGCUGUUCCAAGUAUCACAAUUCUGUUCGUUCCAUCCGUGCGCGAUAUCAUGAGUCGUCAUGUCUCAUGGCCGCAGGAACAGUUGCCUAAGAAGGAUAUGGGUCUGCCGAAGCAAGUCCGCAUGGUUUCUAACCCAGUGACAUUGUCCUUCAACGAAAUCGUCGUAGGCAUGUGCUCUCACGAUGUCCUCUCUGAGCUCCGUCGCGAGGAAGUCCUGCACGGCCGACCCACUGAGGGCAAUCUACUCACGCGUUUGCCUAAAUACCUCGUCGAGCAGCGCCACUUCUUCCCUCUCUUCCCUCCAACUGCUCGUGCCAACCUUCCUAAAUCUGGUCCCGAUACUGGUUUGGCGACCGGCGCAAUGUUGGACCUGCCCUACAUGAAACUCGGAGAAUGGUGGAACGUCCGCCCAGAUAUUCUGAUCGUCCCCAGUAUGCUGCCGCCUUUUGUCAAGGUCGUCGACAGCGUCCUUGUCAUCAACCCAGGCACAUUGUCCAAGCGCCGAGCCGCUGGUUCCUAUGCGCAGAUGGCUGUCCAUCCACGAAAUAUGACAGACGAGGAGCGCGAGUCCAAGCAACUCGACCACAAGCUAUAUGAGCGAUCUCGCGUGGAUAUCAACCGAAUCUAGCGAGUCAAUGGCAGCAAUUUGUAUAAUCAUCUCGCAUUCUCACAUGGCGUUGGGGGCGCAAUGCGAAUGGCAGCGGCAUAGAGUUAACCUACGGGGCUCUAAAUUGUAUCCAAGGCUGUCAAUAUUCAACGAAAUGGAUCAAUGAAACACAUAUC